Molecule: messenger RNA, 1477 nt
Organism: Prinia subflava (tawny-flanked prinia)
Lineage: Eukaryota; Metazoa; Chordata; Aves; Passeriformes; Cisticolidae
Gene: RGS17
Product: regulator of G protein signaling 17
Exons: 4
Coding region: 770-1477 (235 amino acids)
Source: RefSeq, a predicted model, not a curated record
UCUAAACCUUCCUAAAUAAUGUAACUCAGCAGUAAAUGUUUAACUUCUUUUGAAGACUAGAUAAUGCAUGGUAUGCAACUUCCAGCUGCAUAUUUUAAGUCACUGGGAGGAAAAAAAUCUUGGCCUAAUAAAACCUAGGAAAAACUGGCAAUGAGCAAAGUUCUGUGAUCAGAAAAUAGUCUCAAAAGUGGAAAAGUGUUUUAUAAAUAUAUACUUAUUAUUCAUUUUAUUUACCAAGAAUAACUCUUGAGCAGCAAGCCUCUCAGUUAUGACAUAUAAAAGUCUUGGCCCUUAUCAGACAGCUGCCCUUGAUAUAAUAUCACUUACAUCAAUUUCACUGGUCCAGCAUAGGCUAAAGAAGUCAAAAAGUUAAAAAAAAAAAUCCGUUUCCAAGUCAAGUUUAAAGUAAAAAACCAUCCUUCUGUAUUUUUAGCUGUAUAUUGAGUACAAUGGAAACAGCUGUGAUAAGCCCCAUGGUGAGGAACAAGGCAGUCUCUCCCAAGUGCUGCAAAAGCUGUGUGGCUUGCUGUUAAAAGCACUGACAAUAAAGAGCUCUCUGAGUGCAGCCAGAGCAGCAAGAAUGGGCGCAAUUCAGUGGCACAGGAGCUGAAGCCUGUAAGCCUGUCCCUGAGAUGUGGUCUUCUGAAACUGCUUUUAGCACAAUGGAACUAUUUCUUGGCUGGCUCAGUCGAUGGUCAAGUGCUUUUGUUGCCAUGAGUUGUGAGAGGCAGUUGCGUCAGACAUUGCUGUAGAAAUGUGAAUGUGAUUUAUGACGGCCUGUAGUAAUUCUGUACAUCUCUUAUGUCUGUGUUCUUAUAGCCACUUGGGCACUGAAGUAGCUGAAAUGAGAAAGAGGCAGCAGUCACAAAAUGAAGGAACAUCAGCUGUGUCUCAAGCACCUGGAAACCAAAGGCCCAACAACACAUGUUGCUUUUGUUGGUGCUGUUGCUGCAGCUGUUCAUGCCUCACUGUUAGGAAUGAAGAUAGAGGAGACAAUGCAGGAAGGCCAACACAUACGACCAAACUGGAGAGUAUCCAGGUCAUAGAAGAAUGCCAAAACCCUACUGCAGAUGAAAUUUUGUCUUGGGCUCAGAAUUUUGACAAGAUGAUGAAAACACCAGCUGGGAGGAACCUUUUCAGAGAGUUUCUCAGAACGGAGUAUAGUGAGGAGAACCUGCUUUUCUGGCUUGCAUGUGAAGAUCUAAAGAAGGAACAGAACAAGAAAGUUAUUGAAGAAAAAGCAAGACUUAUAUAUGAAGAUUACAUUUCUAUAUUAUCACCAAAAGAGGUUAGUCUUGAUUCCCGGGUGAGAGAAGUGAUCAACAGAAACUUGUUGGAUCCCAGCCCUCACAUGUAUGAAGAUGCCCAGCUCCAGAUAUACACCUUGAUGCACAGAGACUCUUUUCCAAGGUUUUUGAACUCUCAGAUUUAUAAGUCUCUUGUUGAAAGUAUUACAGGCGCUACUUCUGAAACUUAA